AUUAAACCACCUGAGAGAUUUAUCAGUACCCAACUGUCAGGGGGACUCAGGGUGCUAUAUCAAAAGCUUGAAGAAAAAAAACAAGGCUUGUGUGAGGAAGAAACUCUACUGCUCAGAGCGGCCACAAUACCAAAAGGUUUAGUAUGAUUCUACAGUGCUGCCAAUUUCAUUGCCACUCUCUUAAAUUCUACUGAGUAAACAGGGAGAUUCACUAUCAGCUAACUCAUCCACUGGGUGUAUUUUGGUACAUAUUACUUGUUCAACUCUUUACACUUAUUUGAAAGGAGGCAAACAAUAAGAAAAGUAUUUGAAUUUGCAAAUGAGUCAAACCUCUUGUUAGAAGAUUAGGAAAAAAUCCUUUCUGUCAUGGGAGGAAAUCAAGUGGGGAAUUUUUCUUGCAUACUGUUCAGAAACCAGACAAGUCAUGUUUCAAUCUUAUCUGAAAGGAUAAUUGGAUGAUAGAUUUUUUAUUUUUUGAUUUUGAACAUGAGGAUGGUUGAUUAUUACUGCACAUCAGCCCAUGGCUCUGCAGCCUAGUUUUGAUUUUCUUUAUGUAAAAAUCAACAUGGGAGAACCAGAAUGCGUACACAGACUACCUGUGAUGACAUUUUUAUUUAAUUUUUUUUCCGUUUUGGCUCCAGCACUAGCAUCACAGACUGGCAAAGAUGGCAAAUUCAAGCCUUGUUACCCAGGUAACUUCUCUGUUUCAGUUCAGUAGCUGCAUCAAUUACACUGAAGAUUUCCAAUCACUAUAUAAAAGCAUGUUUCUGUAAAGCUACAGUUAUUUUGUGAAUUCAAAAUCUAAAAACAGUGAAUUAAAAAGGUUUUUAAGUAUGUGUAGCUUGGACUUAAGAAAUAUGACACAAAAAUAAAUUGUUAUGGCAAAAUUUAUCAAAUGAAUACAUUUUUUUUUUCAAUUUUAAUUGCUGUUGAUUUCUUCUUUAUAAUUUUCUUUCUGGUAGUUCCAUUACUUGCUGGAAGAUACAAAUUUAUUCAAGUUAUUGGUGAAGGGGAAUCAUCACUCUUAAUUUCAGCAGAGGUAAGGUAUACAAAAUGCUCAUACAGACUGGAAAUUAUGGUUUUUAAUUGCUGUAACUGUCUCUGGAAAAUACCAGUACCUCCUGUUAUACCCGUCAACUUUAUACCUACAUUUAUAUGAAUUUUUUCGAAAGUGUUACUUCAUUUUUGAAGGACCUAUUAAUUACUUUCAGCAUAUGGUUAAAAACUUGCCUUAUAACCCUUUAACUCCCAGAAGUGAUCAAGAAGUAACUUCUCCCUUUAAUAUCUGUACAUUAUAUAGCAAACAGGUAAUGAGAUACUCAAACUGAUCAGGAAGAAGUUGUUGUCUUGAUCUAACACCAAAUUCUAGUAAUUAGUUUAAUAGAAAAGAUGCAGCAACUAGGGAGGAGAAUUAACAAUCUGAUCUAAGGAGUUAAAUGGGAUAAGACAUUCAAAGGUGUUUGAAAUGCAAUUCAGAGGUGUAUCAUAUGUUUCAAUUAAGAUAACCUCUUCCAUAACUGCAAAGGCCCAUAUUCCUUCUAGAAACAGACCAAAACAUUUGAAAUCCAAGGGGCUGUGUUGCUUAAUUCCAAUCUCAGCUUCUAUUAAAGACAAUGUUUCGUGAUGGAACUUAUUUUGUGAUUGGAUAAAAACUGUUCAGUUCACACAGUAUGCUUGUAUAUUCACCAAAGCUAACAUUCAUGUAAUUUUCUUUGUAAAGGAUACAUACCAUUUUGAAAAGAAGCAAGUUGCUAUAAAGAUAAUGAAUUUGGAUUAUUCCAGACUUGGAGCUCAGGUACACUGUAUCUGUCUAGUAUAGAGUUUAAUAUGCAUACAGCUGUAAGUGAUAAGGUGCAUUUCAGACAAGCAAGCUACAAAUAAAUCUGUUAUAUGCAGAGCUGAGAGUGCUACUGAAACUGCAUCUACUGAAAAGAGCUUGUAUGCAAGCAUGUGUACCUUGACAUGAGGUAUACAUUGUCAGUGGAAACUGUUCAAGAUGAAGUGUACAUGUUCAUGCAAAGAUCUUUGGGUUGAUUUCCUGCAAGGUAAAUUAGAUUAACUUACUAUCUACUUUGUAUUACAUGAGUUUACUUUUUAUUUACAAAACUGUUGUAGGAGGCAGAUUGCAUUCAACAGCUCAACAAGGCUGAUCCUCUCCAUGUUUCCAGAACUGUCCAGUUGUUUGUAAGUCAUGGAUGUACAAUCCUUUUUUGAAUACUGAAUCACAUGAAACAAAAUAUCUGCAUGUUGUUAAAUAGGACUUAUUUUAUACAGACACUGUAAGUAUCACUCCAACUUUUUGAUACUAUAUGAAAAAUCAUGAAAAGAGAAGAAACUGACCCUACUGAAGGACACAAAUGAUGUAAACUCAACAGUAUUAAACACCACUGGCCUUAACUGACAAGGAAAUUCAACCAAUGACCUUGGAUUGAGAAUGAUGAAUGCUUUGCCUUUCAUCCAUCAACUUGACAGAGUGGUGCAAACUAGGUUUUUUGCAUGUCAACACUUAGUUGGCAGUAUCAAACAUGCAUGAAAAAUUAUAAUUGUAAUUUACUUGUAUGCAGUUACAGCUUUUCUUGUAAAACACGGCAGUCUUAAUAUUAUAAUUUCCAAUUGGUUCUUUGUUUUACAAUAAUUAUAACAUAGCACUGAUAUAUUUGGUACACGAGUACAAGAAUGUAUUCUAUGUAGAGGACCACAGUUCACUGACCUUGUAUUUUUGCCAAUUUGACAUAUUUGCUUGUGGAUUUUUAGAAUGUUUUCAGUUUUGAGGGCCAUUACUGCUUGGUUUUUGAGCUGUUGAGACCUCGGCCACUCCAUCAAUACUUUCAGGUUGGUUAAAUUAUAAACAGUGUAAUUUAGUAUUAUCAACUGAGCUGAUAAUGUAAAUUGGCCUCUGUUAAGAGUUUCAAAGCUGAUGUUUCAAGCAUUAGCCCUCUGUCAAAGGGAAUGGUGAAGGGCUAACAUUCGAAAUGUCAGCUUUGAAACUCUUAAUGGUGGCUAAUUUACUUUAUCAAUUCAGUUAAUAAUACCAAAUUACCUUGUGAUACUCUCCCACUGAUACAGUGCCAUUGUUUGCUUUAGAAAUUUACUGGCUUUAUUGAAUUAUAAACAUGCUAUUAAGGAAUCCAAGAGCUUUCCCUUUAAAUCAAUUACUCUACUUUGUACUGUUGUAUCUCUACUGAUGUAAGUAUUAUAUUUUAAAUCAUCUUCUUUACAGAAAUGUCAGUUUGAUAACGAGGUAAGAGUGUUUAAUGUAUUACCAUCUGUGCAUUGUAUGUUUUCAUUGUUAAAUUGAUUGUCAUCUUUGUUAACAACAUGAUUGAUUUAAUGUACAUAUUUUUGGCAAGAUCAUCAUCUAACCAUGUACAUUCUGUAAUAUCAGUUACUCAACAGUGUUUUCUUGACUUUGUUUACUAACAGGAUGACAAACUGAAAGUCAUCAGGAAAAUAACUUUUCAAGUGAGAAAACCUUUUUUUUUUUAAUUCUUAUAACUACUUUUGAUUUAAGUUAUUUCAAAUACAAUUGCAUCAGUUUUCUUUUGUCAGCUAUAAGAACUUACAAAGACCAUUUUAAAGUUAGCUUUAAUGAAGAUGAAACUUGUUGUGCGUCAAAUUUAUUGAAAUCAAAAUAAUAGUUUUUAUAUAAUAAAUUGAUGUGGUUAUUUGCUUGUAGCUCUUACAAGCUCUUGGAUUCCUAAGGAGGUAAGAUUAUCAAUAGGUGUUCUUUUGAGACUCUCUAGAACUACUCAUUUGUACCCACAAGUGGCUUCAUUUUAUUUCAUUGUCAAGGGACUCUUCUCUUGCCCAUCUUUUGGUGAUGCCAUCAUGUUGUUCCAGGUUGGAAGUGGGAAGUUUAUUCUGCAUUUUGGCAAAUAAAAGGGGAUCUUUUUCAAAAGGGGGUGUUCAUUUGAGAGGAGUGACUGAUUUCAGGAUUUUAUGUGCUUUGAUCUCAUUCAACUUUCCAUAUGAAUCCACAGACAGAAUGUCAUCCAUGCUGACUUGAAACCAGAGAACAUUCUUUUUGAAGAAGGUGAAGUGGGGUGUUUGCAACAAAUUGUCAAAAAAUUUGAUUUAACUUAAUGGACUUUUAAAGAGUUGUAAUAUUUUGAUCUGGUUAAAUAUAAAUAACAGCUGUAGCAUUUUGUAAGAAAAACAGACCAACAUUUUAUACACUGCUCAGAUUCUGAAGAUACACAAUACAGUGGUCAGUGAAAGACUACUUUUAUGAAUACUCAGAGUUCAUAUCAGUUACAAUUAUUUGCCUAACAAAAAAUAUCAUGAAUAUACCAUCCCAUUUUUGUUUCUGUCAUCAUGUAUAUAUGUCAUCAUGAUGGUGCCUGGAUGCCUUGUAUAGGGCCCCAUGUCUUAGUUGCAAACAUUUUGAUGCAUGGGAGCAGUAGGCUUGGAAUUUAUGGACUAAGCCUUUUAUGGACGUAGCCUUUUUUACAUUUCUGACAGCCAACCUCCAUUGAGAGAUCUGGUUGUUAAUACACUGUAAUAAAAACAACUUUUUGUACACUUAACAAUUUUAGUCACAGACCUGAUGGUGAACAGUGGUGGAUAUUUACCGCACUGCUUCGCAGCUUGGUGAAUUUCCACCAGUUUCAUUGACACUGACAGAAGUGAAUAAAUUUGUUAGUAUAUAGUAUACCACAUAGAUACCAAAAAAUUAGUUUAUUUCUUUCAAUAUACCAAAAACUGGUCAGAAAUCAAACUCUUAACAUGUGAUUUUGUCUCAUUGACUGCAUGGAGGUGAAUAGUACUUGGUAUUCCCUAAAUGGAACCAGCCAAUCAGCACAUGCAAAAAGCACUAUUUACUUGUUUGGUGUGUACUAAAAUUGUAUAUUAUAUUAACACACUGUAGGUGACGAAACCAAGAUAAAAGUUGUUGACUUUGGAAAUGCAAUUCAUUGGGUUCAUAGAGAGGUACAUGUGAUUUCUAUUAUUUGGUAGCUUUAGUGACUUAAUAUUAAAUGUGUGCAGCUAGAUGCAUCAGAAUUGUUGUACUGUAGACUUUAGUAACCCUUUACACCCUAACAUCAAUAUGCAUAUUCUCUAUACUGCUCUCAUACAUUUGCUGAAGCACUGACAAGGAGAAUCUCUUUAAAAAUCAAGAGCUUUAUAAGUUGAUGAUCAUUUCCUUGAUUCCCGUGACUUUAAUGUUUGAUUUAAGGGUGAUAAUGUAAAAAAAAAUUAGAAGCUGAUCAGUCUUAGGGGUUAAAGGGUUAAAAGAUCCUUUUCAAAGUAUAAUGAAAGGCAAAUUCUGUACAGAGGACAAGGGCUCAUACCAGCUGUGAAAAACUGUUUAUAGAGAAUUGUGUACUAUGUGUUUACCCCUUUAACAUGUAACUUCUCCCUAGAAUAUCCAUACUUUAUCCAGCAAACAGUUAAUGAGAAUACACAAACUUAUCAGGUAGAAGUUCUUAUGUUGAUCAAGUAUCAGAUUCUCAUAAGUAAUUUAUAAGAAAAUGUGAGGCAGCUAAAGUGGAGAAGCUACAGCCAUUUUGAUCACCGUGACAAGUGAAAAUAUAUUUGGUGACUUUUGCCAACAUCUUAGUCAUUUUAACAUUUUAGUUAAUUGGUGACUAACAGAUAAGAAAAAAGAAAAAAGAGGCAGCCAAAAAUUUUUAAAUGGCGACCAUUUUAAAUUUGAAGGUUGCCAAAAGGCAACUCUUUCGAAAAAUGAGCUUGGAGCUCUGUCAGCCACCAUUAGUAAUGACAUAUGAUAAUUACUCAAAAUAUUUAAUUUAAUUCUUAUUUUCUUCUGUUUAAUUCUGUCAGGUUUCCUUGUAUUAUGAUGAGUUUGAAUUACAAACUUUACUUUACAGAGCUCCUGAGGUAAGGUAAAGAUAUUGCUGUUUUCAUGAAUUUGGAGACAAAAUUAAUUUUACAUGUGGGUUACAUGCAUGCAACUCCAGUGUUUUCCUAAUCAAUCCAAGGGAAAUAAAGCUAGAUUAAAGUAUUUUAUUUGUACUUGCAUGAACUGAAGUACUCUAUGAAAGAUGAUCAGUAAAGUUCUGCAGUUUUGUGUUUCAUAAAACAACUUAAUGUGGUUGGCCUGUUGCAGAUGGAAAAUUCUGUUCUGUGGUGACUAUCAUCUCAAGCAAUGUAUCAGAAAACAUAUUUAAAUUCACACAAUUAUUUUACCAUGACUGUAUGUCAGGUGCAAAUAGAUGGGGGAUGUACAUAUAUAUUAGGGCUGUUUUUAAGUGUUUGUUGGACACUUGAAUUUUAAAGUUCAGUCUGUGGAAGAGGGUCCCACUAAAUGUUGUUUAAUGCAGUGAGGUACAGUGUCCUCCACUUGAUAAUGUUGAUGGCAGUCAGUUGAAACUGAAAGCACUGUGUCAAUUCUUUCCAGGUGAUGUUUGGUGUUCCCUUUGGCCCUGAGAUUGACAUUUGGUCUUUGGGAUGCAUUGUAGCUGAGGUUGGUUAAUUGACUUGUAUGUUCUCACCAUAAUUAAAAUAUUGUUAAUGAUUAUUAGACCAUCAGUCAGAGCUAAUAACAGAUGAUGCUUGGCAGUUUUAUGAUGGAUAUUUCUCCGUAAGGGGGGAGGAGAACUCACCCAGCCAUUGAUGUUAUUGAUGAGGAAAUGAAAUAAUGUCCUUUUAAUAUGAACAUUGGUUUCAGUUGUAUAUAGGCAAACCUUUAUUUCUGGGAGGAAAUAGGACUAAAGUGUUGCAAGAGGUAUGUUUUUGUUUUGUUUUUUUUAUUAUUGGCACUUUUACAAGCUGUUUAUGACCUAAAGUAACUACUUUCCAUGCUUGGUUGCAGGUAACCAGUAUUCUUGGUCCCAUACCUUGGAGUCCAUUCCAUACUGGAAAAUUUUUUGAAGAUUUGUUACAGUUUAUAGGUCACCACAACUCAGGUAAAUUCAAGUUUAAGAUGAUUCAAAUGUAAUCAAGUUAUCUCAAACUUUUUUGGUAAUCCUAAUACUUAGUCCUCAACAUCAUUUAAAUGGUCUCUGCAACUAUUUCAUAAAUCCAGGUACACAACUUAAAUAAACAAUUGAUUUAACCCUUUAACUCCUAAGAGUGACUAACAUCCAAUUUCUCCACACAACAUCACCCAUGAAUCAAACAUCAAGGUCAUGAGAAUAAAGGAGAUGAUCACCAAAGAAGCUCUUGAUUGUUAAACAAAUUCUCCUUGUCAGAGCCUUAGGAAAUGUCUAGAGAGUAGUAUGGAGAAUAUGCAUACUGAUGUAAGGGAGGAAAGGGUUAAGAUACAUUAGCAAAAUAGCAAAAGACGACUUAUCGUUUAUACGAGGGAGGAACCAUUGGAAAGAGAGCGAUGCUUAGAGGUGGUUCAAGUGAAAAUUAAAAAUAAUUCAUACGUGGGAAAAGAUUUUCUGAAAAAAAACAACAUGCACAAUGAGAUGUCCAGAAAAAAAAGUAUCCAUUCAUUCACCUUUCCAACUAUUAUUUCUGCUCCCAAAAAAUGAAUCAACAAAAACGUCCAUAAAUACAAUAAAUUUUCAUGGGAAAAAAAUCCCACAUAGAAAAUACUGUAGGAAUCAACACAUGUUGGCUCUUUACUCACUUAAGACUUUUUUUUCAUUGCUUUUAGAGGACAAUCACCUGAAAUGUGUGAGUAAUGUGAUGCUGAAACUCCAUAAUUCAAGAAAUUUCUCUUUUGCACGUUUCUUAGUUGGCUUGCUGAAGUAUAAACCAGGUAAGUAUACGGAAUUAUCAUAGUCUGUGUAACUUUUACUUGAAACACUUUGUUUGUUACAGUCGUUAUCCUGCAAAACAAUGCCAAACGCACUGACACGUGAAAAACAAAAAACCAACCUUUGUUCUUUGCUUUGUAUCACGAUCUCAGGUGAAAGACUUACACCUUAUCAAGCUGCUGCGCAUCCAUUUUUGGCGCCAGAGUGUUCCUUUGCAAAUUUAUUGCCUCAACAAGGAGAUAAGAAAACAGGUUUGUUCUUGCCUUCCAUUGAACUGCAUAAAUGCAAAUUGGCCCUAUGCCGUCGCCAUGAAACGAACUUCUGACAAAGAAAUUUACCUUUCACACAGGAAUCACCUUUUUUACAGUUUCUCAGACUUUGUCGUUUAUGUAGUGACGACUCUGAUUUUUCUGAAAAAUCAGAGGCAACGUGCUAGUUUUUCGAUAAACGUAGCUAUCCUGUUUCUGUCGUUCAAGCGGGCCACCGCCGUGCCCAACAAAUUGAUCGACAUUCAGCACUACAAACGGUUCAGAAAGAAGAUGCCGAUCGCAUUCCAUUCACUCUCACAUUUCACCCUCACAACCACGCAGUUGAAUCUAUCAUUCCUAAAAACUUUCAAUUACUUCAAAACGAUUCCGAGACUGGUACGAUCUUUUCGCAACCUUCACUAAUUUCAUUCAAACGUGACAGAAACAUAGGCAACUUUUUGAUCAGAAGUUCAUUUCAAACCAGUGACUAACCUGGAACUUUUAAAUGCGCUCGCUCACGAUGCAAAACUUGAAUGAAGCAAGACUUGUUUUCAUCCGAAAUCUCCCUGGAAGGUGUAGUGUUUCAAGUUUGAUUAAGGUAUUGGGAAACCUUUAUCAAUCAAAAUAUAAUAAAAUACCUCUGUUACGUUAUUUCCAGAUGCUGGAAGCUGCGAAGACAUUUCGCUUCCCACUGAGUAUAACUUCAAACCAUACGUUGACGAGGAAGUUAAAAGGCAGCAUUUUUCUGGAACUGAACUCUUAAAGAAGGGAACUACUGUAACUGCUUCUUCACCAAAACACUUUCAGAGCAAACAGGAAAAUGCAACAUCUCUGAGGGCUGGAAAUUUACAUUGUUCUCAAAGAGAAAAGGUGACAAUUAAUGAGAAAUCUCGUCGGGAAGACCAGUUGCGUCAAGAAAAUUUCAGUUAUGCCAUGGAAGGUCCUCUUGCCACGGGAUACCCUAAAUCAACUCACCAACAGAACGAGACGUGUGCCGUUUUUAAAGGAAAUACAUGCACUGAUGAUAAACAAGUCUAG
This is a messenger RNA of Pocillopora meandrina, 8956 nucleotides long. The record is from the annotation of a GenBank genome assembly. NCBI's taxonomy places the organism in Eukaryota, Metazoa, Cnidaria, Anthozoa, Scleractinia, Pocilloporidae.